This is a messenger RNA of Vespula pensylvanica (western yellowjacket), 1914 nucleotides long. RefSeq names its product protein gooseberry-like. The transcript is spliced from 5 exons. Gene Ontology annotation, biological process: anatomical structure development; regulation of transcription by RNA polymerase II. Gene Ontology annotation, molecular function: DNA-binding transcription factor activity, RNA polymerase II-specific; RNA polymerase II cis-regulatory region sequence-specific DNA binding. The record is from RefSeq and is a predicted model, not a curated record. Bases 436 to 1914 code for a protein of 492 amino acids. NCBI's taxonomy places the organism in Eukaryota, Metazoa, Arthropoda, Insecta, Hymenoptera, Vespidae.
AGGAAGAGAGGGAACGGGAAAAGGUCGAUUGGGAUAGAUAGAAACAAAACAAAAAGGAAAACAAAAACGACCAAAAACAUUUUAAACGAACGUGUGUUGGAUUACCUUGUGAAUUAUCUGGUGUUGUUAUUGAAGGAAACAAUAGCUUAAGUGACUACCUCGUUAAACUGAAUACUGUGUUGAACGUGCGAAGAAAUCAAUGUCUGUUACAUCUACUUGUUACUUUUAAUCUUUCAUAGUUUAUUUUAAAGAAAUUGGAUAAGGAAGAUAGAUAGAUAGAUAGAUAGAGGGAAAGGGAGAAAGAGAAAGGAAGAGAGAUAUAUAUAUAGAGAGAGAGAGACAGAGGAUCUAAAAAUCAGUGAAGUGAUUUAGUGAUUUCAAGAUUUCGUGGCCGGCGGGCAGGUCCGAAGUAGUCGGUGGCUCGGACUACUUGAAAUGACGGUUACCACUAAUUUCUCGAUGAUGCGACCCUGUUUCACUGGAUACCCAUUUCAAGAUUUAGGAUCGAUACCAGGACAGGGCCGUGUUAAUCAAUUAGGAGGAGUAUUUAUAAACGGUCGACCAUUACCCAAUCAUAUUCGAUUGAAGAUAGUUGAGAUGGCUGGUGCUGGUAUCAGACCGUGCGUUAUAUCCAGACAACUACGUGUUUCACAUGGAUGUGUUUCGAAGAUAUUAAAUCGAUAUCAGGAAACCGGAAGUAUAAGGCCAGGAGUUAUUGGAGGUAGUAAGCCAAGAGUAGCUACACCGGAAGUCGAGGCAAGAAUCGAAGAAUACAGACGCGAUAAUCCUGGUAUAUUUUCAUGGGAGAUAAGAGAUCGAUUGAUUAAGGAAGGGAUUUGCGAUAGGACCAGUGCACCAAGCGUUUCUGCAAUCUCCAGGCUUCUUCGUGGACGUGAUCCCGAAGAAGAUGCUAAAAUCGGUGAAUUCAAAGCCAGUUCGGGUUCUGAUUGUGAGAGCGAGCCAGGUAUUCCAUUGAAAAGAAAACAAAGACGAAGUCGAACAACUUUUACCGCUCAUCAGUUGGACGAAUUAGAAAGAGCAUUUGAGAGAACGCAAUAUCCUGACAUCUAUACGAGAGAGGAGUUAGCACAAAGAACGAAGUUGACGGAAGCAAGGAUCCAAGUUUGGUUUAGCAAUAGACGAGCCAGAUUGAGAAAGCAACUGUCCUCUAGUACGUCUGGCGGAUACGUAGGAACCGUCGCUUAUCCUACUGCAUCUUAUGUUCUUCAUCCACCUGCGGCACCACAUCCGCAUGGUGGCGCCGCUGCUGUACCACCAAGUCAUCCUCAUCCACAUCCCCAUGGACAGACUCUUCCGGAUGCAGCAUUUUCCUCCAGUCAAGUUCCAGAGAUCUAUUCGUCUCAUCACGGGAAUGGGAUGUCUCAUCAGUUGACGGGGGAUUCAACGAGAUUACCAUCUUCAACACCAGGUUACAGUCUUCCAACGUCGGUGACGUAUCCAAGUACGUUGCUUCCACCUACGUCGUCUACUACGACUGUGCAUAUGAGUCAUCAAGUAUCCCCGGUAGUACCAGCUACAUCAGCAUAUCAACAACCGGCAACCGGUCAUCAGUUACCACCUACGCCGAAUUCAUUGGUCUCCAUGAUGGGUCCUAAUUCUGGAAAUUCAGGGAAUUCUACGUCCGAUCAAAUAUCUUCCUCGGAUUUACCAUUGACAUCGGCGUCUCCAGUUCAACAACAACAAACCAAUCAAGAGAAUGCUUCUCCAUCAUCUUGGAACUUACCAAUAUCGACUUCAUCGAGAGUUGGACUCUCCAGUCCACCAAGUACGCUUCAACAACCGCAUGCUCAUGGCGCACAUCCUCAUCAAGCUUUUGCCAGUCAUUACACGGCUCAGACUUUCCAACAACCACCUAGGCCAGCUCCUCAUCAACCUUUUUACAGUUGGUAUUAA